Trichosurus vulpecula (common brushtail) is the source of this 1017-nucleotide messenger RNA. RefSeq names its product low affinity immunoglobulin gamma Fc region receptor II-like. Bases 1 to 708 code for a protein of 235 amino acids. Gene Ontology annotation, molecular function: transmembrane signaling receptor activity. The transcript has 6 exons. Gene Ontology annotation, biological process: cell surface receptor signaling pathway. NCBI's taxonomy places the organism in Eukaryota, Metazoa, Chordata, Mammalia, Diprotodontia, Phalangeridae. The record is from RefSeq and is a predicted model, not a curated record.
AUGAGGGGACUGUGGGUGCCCAAACCUGUCACCACCACCAGCUCUGUGCUGCUCUGGAUAACACUGUUGUGUCCAGCUCCAGCCAUCAGGAGUAAAGGUCCCCUAAGAGCAGUAGUGACCCUGCAACCCCCAUGGUUCAAUGAGCUCCGAGGGGACAGUGUGACUUUGACUUGUGAAGUGUUCCAGACUCCUGGACAGAAUUCUGUUAAAUGGCUCCACAAUGGGUCAGUUCUCCCCAUCUAUGGGGAGUCCUUUACCAUCCCAGCUGUCAACAUGGAAGACAGUGGGGAAUACCAGUGCCAGACAGAACACACUGCUCUCAGCAACCCUGUGCAACUACAAGUCACUAGUGAUUGGCUGCUACUCCAGGUAGAGAGACUAGAAUUCACAGAAGGUGACACUAUGACCCUAAGGUGCCACAGUUGGAGGAACAAACCUCUGCACAAAGUCACAUACUACCACAACAACCAAUCCUUAAAGUUUCACAAUCGGGCUUUCAAUCAUAUUGUCCAUCAAGUGGACUGUACUCACAGUGGAUCCUACUACUGUCAAGGAAACAUAGGGUGUACUACCCGUGUAUCUGCAGCUGUGGUUAUCACUGUCAAAGGGAAGAUGAGCACCAUGAAAGUGGUUAUAAUAAUAUUGCUCCUGGUGAUUGUGAUUGGUAUAAUUGCUGCUGCUGCCCUGUAUUUCUCCAAGAAAAUCUAAGAACCAGGUGGAGAUUUCAGUGUCUUAUUCAUCUGUAAAGUACAGAAGUGUCAAGAUAUUAGGAGAUACCUGAGAAGCAAGUGGUAUCCUAAGCUGGAAUUAACAACAAUCCUUUGUGCUCAGCCUCUGGAUGAUGUCACUCUCUGGCAAAAUCAUAUAAUUAUUGCAUUGCUUCGACCAGUGCCAGAUGUUCUCUGAGCUCGGACAAGUUUUAGUCAUGAAGCCUCACUAUGAAUCAAACUCGUCAUGUUGUUGUGGUUACCCCUCUUUGUCAGGGUUACAGCUCACUGCACAGCCACUGGUAUAAGU